Messenger RNA from Achroia grisella, 711 nucleotides. RefSeq lists its product as uncharacterized. Bases 291 to 683 code for a protein of 130 amino acids. The record is from RefSeq and is a predicted model, not a curated record. Lineage: Eukaryota; Metazoa; Arthropoda; Insecta; Lepidoptera; Pyralidae. The transcript has 3 exons.
GCCGCGCAAAUUGCACGUAUAUUUUGAACAGUGUCAACUGCCGCGACUCGACUCGCGCUACCUGUGCCCGUGUCCUGUGUUAUACCUAUAAAAAGUACGUAAACAAAUCAGCAUACUAACUAAGCAGUGAGUCGAGUACAGUCGCAGUGAGAGCCACGAGUGCGUAUCGAGGAACGUUUGUUUGUAGCGAGCGAGUGGUAGACGGAAUCUGUUGCAUUCUGCAGGUCGCAAACAGCGUAACGAUAUGUAGUGGACAGUGUAACGAAAAAAAAAGUUUAAAAAAAAUCAAAAUGGUGGACAUACUUGAAACGGAGGUGCUCGAUGAUGACGUCGGCUACGGGUACGACACGACGAAAAUACCCGAAAUCGUCACCCCUGAUGACAUGAACGAGUCAGGCUACCAGGAAGGGUCUGAUUACUCUGACAAGAGUUACGGCGACCGCAGAGAUUCCAAAGAGGGUUUCGGGGGUGAGGGCGACUCUGAUAGUGGUGUGGAUGUGGUCAGCAGUGGUUGUAGCACCUCUGAUGACUGCCCAGUGGUGUCCAUUAAUGAUGUAGUGGCAUAUUAUGAUGAUAUACGGCCUAGGAAACGGUAUGUGCCGCAGCUCAACUUCUACCACGUGGACAUCGAGAGGAUGACCAUGGAGGCCAUUGCUCAGGUAAGCAACAGUACUUGGCUAUGAAGGUGUCAUAACAACUGAUAACGUGAGU